This is a messenger RNA of Budorcas taxicolor (takin), 1332 nucleotides long. Its product is annotated as death domain-containing membrane protein NRADD-like. Gene Ontology annotation, cellular component: plasma membrane; cell surface. The record is from RefSeq and is a predicted model, not a curated record. The coding region runs from base 339 to 1028 and encodes 229 amino acids. Gene Ontology annotation, molecular function: coreceptor activity; nerve growth factor binding; death receptor activity. Gene Ontology annotation, biological process: Rho protein signal transduction. The transcript has 6 exons. NCBI's taxonomy places the organism in Eukaryota, Metazoa, Chordata, Mammalia, Artiodactyla, Bovidae.
GUUUCGUCUCCGCCGCCGGCUGAAAACCUGGCCUCUCCAGGGACUCCACUGCGUGUUCCCUACUGGCUUAAGGCCGGGAGGCCCCAUCCUGCAGGCAGAGCCGAUCCUGGGACUGACAGAGGGUCAGCCACCACAGCUUUGGCCAGCUGGGACCAGCAGUAUCAGCUUCACCCCAUUUGACACCGGAGGAAACUGGUCCAGAUUGGCAAGUGGAAAGAUGGGGAGCCCCUGCUGGACUCAGAGGUCUCCCAGCUCCUUUUUCUGUGCGCUGCUCACGACACUCCAAAAACCUUCUCUAAGAAGUGCAGCCACUGGGAGCACUGCUAGCUGGUAGAACCAUGCUGCAGAACUCCAGCCACAGGGAAGCCAUGGUCCAUGUGGAUAAGACCCGGAGGGAGCAGGACAGGGAAGGGGUAUGGGCAGUGGCAGGGGGAGCCCUGGCCCCCAGCACCUCCUCCCCAUUCUCCCCUGAGCCUCCAGGGGCCUCAGGCAGCAUCAUCCCUGUCUACUGUGCCCUCCUGGCCACCGUGGUCCUUGGUCUGCUCGCCUAUGUGGUCUUCAAGUGCUGGCGCUCACGCAAACAAAGGCAGCAGCUGGCCAAAGCUCGGACCGCAGAGCUGGGGGCCCUCAGUAGGGACCAGCUGCAUGGGGACAGCAGUGUCUUCCGGGACUCUCCAGCCGGCCUGGAGCCCUGUGCCCCCAGCCAAGGGCUGCGGCCUGAACUUGGCUGCCGGCUUUACCUCCACCUUCCUCGGCAGCAGCAGGAGGAAGUGGAACGGCUCCUGGAGGUGUCGGGUGAACUGGCCAACGGCUGGCGGGGCCUGGCGGGCCGCCUGGGCUACCAGGCUGAGGCAGUAGAGACCAUGGCCCGGAGCCCGGGGCCCGCCUCUGCCCUGCUGAGGGACUGGGCUGUCCAGGAAGGCAGUGGCGCCACCCUAAGAGCACUAGCAGACGCCCUUGCUGCCAUGGGUCGUGAAGACGUGGUUCGGGCCCUGGGUCCCCUGGCCGAGGGUUGCUCUGUGGUGUGAGUCAUGGCUCCGCAGCCUGGCCUCUCAGGGAACCUGCUUUGGUGCUCCACACCACCCCCACCUCAUAUACCUUCCCCUUCAUGGGCUUCCUGGCAUUGGUGACCUCGGCUUGUUCUGUUUCAGGGGGACACACAAGAUCCUGGCACCAGUCACCUCCCCUCCCCCUGCCUUCCUCCAGGACAGGGAUCAGGACGUGGGCGGGGGGACAGCCAGACAGGGAGCAGCAGUCUUGCCCCCCGAUCCCUACUCCACCUCCCCAUACUUACUCUCAACUGUUUUUUCUACUUUUGUACCCCAUAUUAAA